This is a messenger RNA of Cynocephalus volans (Philippine flying lemur), 2856 nucleotides long. It is a transcript of the gene INTU, whose product is annotated as inturned planar cell polarity protein. NCBI's taxonomy places the organism in Eukaryota, Metazoa, Chordata, Mammalia, Dermoptera, Cynocephalidae. The record is from RefSeq and is a predicted model, not a curated record. The coding region runs from base 1 to 2832 and encodes 943 amino acids. Gene Ontology annotation, cellular component: cilium; cytoplasm. Gene Ontology annotation, biological process: establishment of planar polarity; vesicle-mediated transport; nervous system development. Gene Ontology annotation, molecular function: protein binding. The transcript is spliced from 16 exons.
AUGGCGUCUCCGGCUUUGUGUGAUUUGCAUCGGAGCCCAGACGACCUCCCUGGAGACCCCUCUGCAGAAGAAGAAGAUAAGGACUGUGAUUCGGAAGAUCGGGUCAGCGACUCGGGUUCAUACUCCUCAGCGAGUAGCGAUUAUGAUGACCUUGAGCCUGAAUGGCUGGACAGUGUGCAGAAAAAUGGAGAACUGUUUUAUUUGGAAUUGAGUGAGGAUGAAGAAGAAAGCCUCCUUCCUGAAACACCGACUGUGAACCACGUCAGGUUCAGUGAAAAUGAGAUUAUCAUUGAAGAGGAUGAUUACAAAGAAAGAAAAAAGUAUGAACCCAAACUCAGGCGGUUUACCAAGAUUUUAAAAAGUAAAAGACUUUUACCCAAGCGCUACAGUAAAAAAAAUAACAAUGACAAUGGGCCAGUAUCCAUUCUAAAGCAUCAGUCCAAUCAGAAGACAGGAGUCACAGUCCAACAGCAGUACAAAGAUGUAAAUGUUUAUGUAAACCCUAAAAAGCUAACUGUCACCAAAGCUAAAGAGCAGCUGAAGCUUCUGGAAGUACUGGUUGGAAUUAUUCAUCAAACCAAGUGGAGCUGGAGAAGAACUGGAAAGCAGAGUGAUGGAGAGAAGCUUGUGGUCCAUGGCCUGCUGCCUGGAGGAUCUGCCAUGAAGAGUGGUCAGAUAUUAAUUGGUGAUGUCCUUGUUGCUGUGAAUGAUGUUGAUGUGACUUCUGAAAACAUAGAGAGAGUUCUGUCUUGCAUUCCUGGGCCUAUGCAGGUGAAACUGACAUUUGAAAAUGUAUAUUCUGUGAAAAAGGAUACAACCCAACCAAGACAGAAAAAGGCACAGUCGAACACAAACGAUUUAGUCAAACUUCUGUGGGGAGAAGAAGUUGAAGGUGUCCACCACAGUAUCCUACACACUCCUCAUAUCAUUAUGUAUCUCACGCUACAGCUAGACUCAGAAACAUCAAAGGAAGAGCAAGAAAUUCUUUAUCACUAUCCAAUGUGUGAAGCAUCUCAGAAACUUAAAAGUGUGAGAGGGAUUUUUCUCACACUCUGUGACAUGCUGGAAAAUGUAACUGGGACGCAAGUUACUAGCACGUCUCUCCUUUUAAAUGGGAAACAAAUUCAUGUGGCUUAUUGGAAAGAAUCUGACAAGUUGUUGUUAAUUGGCCUGCCUGCUGAAGAGGUUCCUCUUCCUCAACUAAGGAAUAUGACAGAAGAUGUUGCCCAAACCUUAAAAUUUAUGUAUGGUUCUUUAGAUAGUGCCUUUUGCCAGGUUGAGAAUGUUCCUCGUUUGGAUCAUUUUUUUAACUUGUUCUUUCAAAGAGCACUUCAGCCUGCUAAACUACAUUCCAGUGCCAGUCCCAGUGCUCAACAGUACGAUGCUUCCAGUGCAGCACUUUUAGACAAUCUCCCUGGAGUUCGGUGGCUCACACUUCCACAGGAAAUCAAGAUGGAAUUAGACACCACAUUAAGUGACUUGGAGGCCGCAGAUUUUGCAGAACUGUCUGAGGACUACUAUGACAUGAGGCGGCUAUAUACAAUUUUGGGGUCUUCUCUAUUUUACAAGGGUUAUCUGAUAUGCAGUCAUUUGCCUAAGGAUGAUCUUAUUGAUAUUGCUGUAUACUGUCGCCACUAUUGCUUGCUGCCUUUAGCAGCAAAACAAAGAAUUGGUCAGUUGAUAAUAUGGAGAGAAGUGUUUCCUCAAUAUCACCUCCAGCCUUCUUCAGACUCAAACACUGAAGUCUUUCAGGAACCUGAAGGGAGAUAUUUUUUGCUAAUUGUCGGACUGAGGCAUUAUAUGUUAUGUGUACUAUUAGAAGCUGGAGGUUGUGCAUCCAAAGCUAUUGGGAAUCCUGGACCAGACUGUAUAUAUGUGGAUCAGGUCAAAACAACUCUUCACCAGCUGGAAGGAGUGGAUUCUCGCAUAGCUGAACGGCUAGCAACUUCUCCAAGCCCCUGUUUAUCUUGUGCGGACUGGUUCCUUGCUGGAUCACGUGAAAAAACUGAUAGUUUGUCCACUUCACCUAUCCUCAGUAGGCUACAAGUUACUUCCAAAGUAGUAACCUCUCCAACAUGCAGAAGAACCCUUUUUGGUGACUAUUCUUUAAAGACACGUAAGCCCAGUCCUUCCCGAAGUAGUGGAGGAUCUGAAAAUGGUUAUGAAGGUGGAGAAGGAAUUGGCCUUAACCCCCACACUACACCGGAUACAGUACAGAAGCAAAGAGAAUCUCAGGGUUCUGAUGGUUCAGAAGAAAGUGGGGCCUUGCUUAAGGUCACUAAAAAGAAGUCUACUCUUCCAAAUCCAUUUCAUUUGGGAAAUUUGAAAAGGGACCUUUCAGAAAAAGAAUUGGAAAUAUAUAACACAAUGAAACUGACAUCUGGUCCUGAGAACACGCUUUUCCACUAUGUUGCCUUAGAAACAGUGCAAGGAAUUUUUAUUACUCCUACCCAUGAAGAGGUGGCACAGCUAGGUGGCUCUAUCCACCCUCAACUUAUAAAGAAUUUCCAUCAGUGUUGUCUUUCCAUUCGUGCAUUUUUCCAACAGACAUUGGCAGAAGAGAAAAAGAAAGUACUAAAGGGUAAAGGUUAUUCAGAGUCUGCAAAUUCAGUCUCAUCUCUUCACCCUGUGAAAGAACAUGGUGUGUUGUUUGAAUGCUCACCUGAAAACUGGACUGAUCAGAAAAAAGCACCACCAGUUAUGGCUUACUGGGUAGUAGGGAGACUCUUCCUUCAUCCAAAACCACAAGAACUUUAUGUCUGUUUUCAUGACUCGGUCACAGAAAUUGCCAUUGAAAUGGCUUUUAAAUUGUUCUUUGGAUUAACCUUGUAGUUGUGUUUUCCUGAUGCACAGCAA